Messenger RNA from Cygnus olor (mute swan), 2044 nucleotides. RefSeq names its product trafficking protein particle complex subunit 6B (gene TRAPPC6B). The record is from RefSeq and is a predicted model, not a curated record. Gene Ontology annotation, biological process: regulation of GTPase activity; endoplasmic reticulum to Golgi vesicle-mediated transport. The transcript is spliced from 7 exons. Gene Ontology annotation, cellular component: trans-Golgi network; TRAPP complex; cis-Golgi network. NCBI's taxonomy places the organism in Eukaryota, Metazoa, Chordata, Aves, Anseriformes, Anatidae. The coding region runs from base 118 to 594 and encodes 158 amino acids.
GAGGCCGGGCGGCAGCCGGAAAGGGCAGGGCGGCGCUGCUCGGAGGGGCCCGGCAGCGGCGGUGGCGGCGGCGGGGCCGUUGCCGUGGCGCCGGGUGCGUGUGAGGGGGGAGCGGAGAUGGCGGACGAGACGCUGUUCCUGCUGCUGCACAGCGAGAUGGUGGCGGGGCUGUACCGCGCCGCCGAGCAGGGCGAAGGGGAGAACGGGCGCUGCACCACCAAGCUGGAGAGCAUGGGCUUCCGCGUCGGGCAGGGGCUGAUCGAGAGGUUUACAAAAGAUACUGCCAGAUUCAAAGAUGAAUUAGAUAUUAUGAAGUUCAUUUGCAAAGAUUUUUGGACAACUGUAUUCAAAAAACAAAUAGAUAACCUCAGGACCAAUCAUCAGGGUAUUUAUGUCCUUCAAGAUAAUAAAUUUCGACUCCUGACACAAAUGUCUGCAGGAAAGCAGUAUUUAGAACACGCACCAAAGUUUUUAGCAUUUACCUGUGGACUAAUCAGAGGCGGCCUAUCAAAUUUGGGAAUAAAGAGUAUUGUAACAGCUGAAGUUUCAUCAAUGCCUGCAUGUAAAUUCCAGGUGAUGAUACAGAAGAUGUAGAGCACAUUCAAAUCUGGCUACAACUCACUUCUGUAAUGAGUGUGUACAGGAAGAUGAUUAGGCCUGCAAGAAGCUGUAAAGACAUCACCAAGACUCUUGAGGAUAUUGGGGUUUGCUAGAUACUACUUGUUACAAGACUUGUAUAACAUUACAUAUCUUGCUGUAGGUAAGCAUGAAAACAUCUUGUUUAAACUUUUAAUGAAUUUUGCUGUAAGACUUUUCUGCUGGCAGGGUCAGGUCUUAUACUUUCAGAAAUGUGAGAAUGCCUCAUGAUACUGAAUCAGUUUCUGCUUUGAGACCAGGAAAUAACAGGAUAGUUAUAAAAUAAUAUAUUUGAACAACACUUUUGUCUGUUUUAACUACCUUCUGUGUUGGAAUAAGUGUAUAUUGUCCAAUUGCAUGGUUGGGCAGGAACAGUGGAAGGUGUUCAUCCUUAAUCUCUUAAGGGAGGUCUGAAGUUUAUAAUGGAUCGAGCCUUUUCCGGAUAGCUGUUACAAGCUGGAAAGCCGUAUAUUAUAAACGCGAUAAUCAGGGGCUUAUUAUACUUGAGCUUAAUAUGUGACCAAGUUCUGAUCUUUUCAUGUACUGUGAAUGCUAGUUCAGAUUAGUUGUAACUGAAAAAUUUGACAGUUAGGAAACAUCUGAAGGAGAACUCAAUCUAGCAGAAUACUGUCCCACUGUUUAUAGACCUAGCAAAGAUAAGAGUAACCAGGGUGGUUGGUACUCCAUAGAGAUCAGCUGUGUGACUGAAAAUACUGGGCUCUUAUACAGGUAGUUUACAGGAAGGCUGUGGUUGUUGUCCACCUAUAUGAGUCAGACUCGUUUGAAAUUAUAAGGCUAGAGAAUUAGCUAAUUCUUGCUGAGUGCAUUUAAUGGGUUCUUCAGUUGCCAACUCACCCUGCUUUAAAAUGCUAGAACUAUUACUAAAGGGACUUGCACUGUGCUUCAUAGAUGGACACUUCAAUGGCACAUUUUAGGCCUAUGCAACAUGGUAGAUAUUCCUUAUCAGCACACAGAAUCAUUUUGUAAUUUGCUUCUCCAGAAUUAAAACUCCUGUAGUUGCUAUUAAUGCACUUUCAUUUUUCACUUGACAGUUGAGAUUACUGUGAACAGUGCCAAUAAUUCCAAGACGCAUUAAAGGUUUAUCAGUAACCUGUUGUGCUUAAUGAUCUGUCUUUUUUAAAUAGUCAGGGACUCAAUUGACAUCUGCUUCCUGAAUAUUGUGAAAUUCAACACUGUAUAUUGUCUGCUGUUACCAGCAGAAUUCAGAGUUCUUUCACCCUGGAUUUUACCUGAAAGUUGUAUAUGUACAAAGCAGAUGCUGAUAUUCUUGGCAAAUCACUCCGUGUUAAGUAUGUAUGAAGUCAAAUAGGUGAGCUAAUGUGUUUGUCAAGAUACUAGACAGAAAAUAAAUUUGUUCGUUCUGUUUAAUAAAUGCUUCUAUUAAAGA